AUGAAGUUCUUCGCUACCGCUACAAGUAUUCUGGCCCUCACUUCUCUGGUGUCUGCUAGCCCUCUUCUAAAAGCUAGAGCAGAUACUUGCUCUCUCACUGCUUUGUCUUGCAGUACUACUGCUGCAAGUGAUUCUUGCUGCUCUCCUACUUAUGGUCUUCUUGUUCUCGUUCAACAGUGGUUGACUGGUUAUGGACCAACAAAAGAAUUUACUCUCCAUGGCCUUUGGCCUGAUACCUGUUCUGGUGGUUUGACAUCUAGCAGUGGUUGUGAUUCCACUCGUGCUUACUCCAAUGUUGGUCCUCUCGUAAAGAGCGGUAAUUCGAGCCUCUAUACCCAAAUGACCACCUACUGGCCUUCUUACACUGGCGACGACAGUACCUUCUGGACUCACGAAUGGGACAAGCAUGGAACUUGUGUUACAACUUUGGACCCUGACUGCUUUGGUUCUUCUUACACUCAGUACCAAGACAUGUACACUUACUUUUCCAAGGUUCUUGAGCUCCGCUCUACAUACAACCUUUACAGUAUUCUCUCGAAAGCAGGAAUUACUCCCGGUGGCUCAUACACUGCAACUGCCAUUAUUGCUGCAAUUAAGAGCAGCACUGGGUAUACACCCAAGAUCACCUGCUCUAGCGGUACUUUGAGCGAGAUCUGGCUCUACUUUAAUGUCAAAGGCUCAAGCACCUAUGUACCUGUCGAGGCUGUCGCGUCUUCUACCUGCACUGGAACAGUCAAAUAUCCCGCUAAGACUGUUUAAAAUAACUUUGUAAAGUUAUUAAUUAUUAUUCGUAUUAUCAAAUACUCUUAACUUAUUCUACUAUGUGAUACAUUGUUGAUUAAAUUCUUCUAUGAUAAUAAACAAGCAAGU
Phycomyces blakesleeanus NRRL 1555(-) is the source of this 870-nucleotide messenger RNA. RefSeq lists its product as hypothetical. Bases 1 to 759 code for a protein of 252 amino acids. Gene Ontology annotation, cellular component: extracellular region. The record is from RefSeq and is a predicted model, not a curated record. Gene Ontology annotation, molecular function: RNA binding; ribonuclease T2 activity. The transcript has 4 exons. Gene Ontology annotation, biological process: RNA catabolic process. Lineage: Eukaryota; Fungi; Mucoromycota; Mucoromycetes; Mucorales; Phycomycetaceae.